This is a messenger RNA of Temnothorax curvispinosus, 4958 nucleotides long. Its product is annotated as serine/threonine-protein kinase Warts-like. The coding region runs from base 66 to 3350 and encodes 1094 amino acids. The transcript has 4 exons. Gene Ontology annotation, molecular function: protein serine/threonine kinase activity; protein binding; ATP binding. NCBI's taxonomy places the organism in Eukaryota, Metazoa, Arthropoda, Insecta, Hymenoptera, Formicidae. Gene Ontology annotation, biological process: G1/S transition of mitotic cell cycle; peptidyl-serine phosphorylation; hippo signaling. The record is from RefSeq and is a predicted model, not a curated record.
AGACACAUUCUUAUGUGUCACAGUCAGAUCAAAGCUAGGUCCCAGAGGGCCUAGCAUGGGCCACUAUGAAUCCACCUGCUGCUGGCAAAUCAAGCACUCGCGGUUCUGGAUACCACCAAAAGGCUUUAGCUGAGAUUCGCAAUUCAUUACUACCAUUUGCGAAUAUCGGCGGGGCUGGCGAGGUAGGUUCCAGCGCCGCUAGCACUAUCUCUACCAUAUCCACGACCAGUGGCAUUAGCUCUGCCUCAGGUCUCAGCGGGCUCUCUGGCGCUUCUGGUUCCGCCGCUGACAAACCGGAUCAGCGACAAGCGUUGGGACAACUAUUAGCUAUGGGAUAUUCGGAAGAAAUAGGAUUACGCGCUUUGAAAUUUGCGGGAUGGCGAUUGGACGCGGCGAUAGAAUAUUUGAAGCAGGCUCAAGGGGAAUCUCUAAAUGGGCUCGGUAAACUCAAUACUAAACUUAUCAGGAAGCCGAGUCUUGAGAGGGAAUUGAACCUGCAACGCGGCAGUCCCGCAUUGGACAGCGGGGCAGGCAGCUCGCGAUCCGACAGUCCGCGCCUCACGGAACUUAGCACGCAUCCACAAUUGAGCCGUCAGUACUCGCCCAGUAACUUUGUGGAUCGCGAACCACCGCCGCCGCCGCCACCACGGUGUAGCUCCACGCCACCUCCACCGCCGCCGCCUCACGCACCAUACAGCCAGUCCAAUGUGCCUACCAACAUGCAGCAGAUGCUCAAGCGAAUGUCACCUGCGCCGGUCGUGCCGACGAGAUCGACAGCGACGGCACCCGGCACGGCCGGCGCCACAUCAACGUCAGUAAAUCCACCACAACGCGGCACUAGUCCGGUGGCGAACGCCAAUAACUCCGGCAGCCGUCAGCCGAUGAUCGUACAAAACGGUCCACAGGUGCAGCAGCAACUGACGCAGCAAAUGCAAGCUCUCAGUAUUUAUCAAACGAGCAACAGCAACGCGAAUACCCAGGUCGAACCUCCGCCGCCGUAUCCUAUAGUCCCAUCCUCGUCCUCCGGUCAGUCGGUGCAGCCACCUUCUUACAGCGUUUCCAUGCAAAAUCGGCAGAGCCCCACACAAUCACAGCAGGAUUAUCGUAAAAGUCCGUCGUCGGGCAUCUACUCGGGUCCGACAUCCGCUGGUACACCCAGUCCCAUCACCGUAUCUACUAUAUCAUCUAGUAGCACGCAAACGUCAAUGGCGCGGCCGACACCGUUGCAAGCUUGGGGUGCACGGCAGGCCAAGACGCAACCACCGAUCAUCAUGCAAUCGGUGAAAAGUACGCAAGUGCAGAAACCGGUAUUACAGACUGCUAUCGCUCCCACAGCGCCGCAGUCAAUCUCCACCACCAGUAACACGCCACCUCCGCCGCCAUCUUACGCAUCAUCUAUUCAGCAGAAGCAACAGCAGCAACAACCGCCGCCCGCUUAUCCACCAGUGAAUAAUGUAGCUGUGUCGCCUGCCGGUAUACCAACGACGGAACCACCAAGUUACGCCACGACGAUGCAGGCAUUAGCGGCGCAACGCGGUAUGCAUCAUCCAUUGCCGCCACCACCUUAUAGCACCCCUACCGAGGAUACUGCUAUUAUUCCCUCUCCGAUGGAAAGUGGCGGCGCGUCGCGAACCUCUCCUGUUGCUCAUCAUCCGCCACUUCAAAGAAAAUAUUCUCCGGCUGAUAACUGCCAUCACACAAUGGACGCGCCACCAUUGCCGCCAGUUGCCUCGACCUCUGUAUCCGCGAGAAACAACAACAACAAUUAUUCGUCCUUACCCGAGGGAACCGCAGUCAGUACCAAGGGUGGUAACGGCAUCAAAGGUGAUGGCAGUGGUGGUACGCCCUCGUCCUACAAAAUUAAACAUCAGUCUCCCAUACCCGAGCGCAAGACCAUGAGUAUAGAGAAAGAAGAGGAGCGUAGGGAUUGUAAAGUGAGAAAUUACUCUCCCCAGGCUUUUAAAUUUUUCAUGGAGCAGCACGUGGAGAAUAUACUCAAAUCGCACAAGCAACGUCUCUAUCGGCGCAUGCAAUUGGAGACGGAGAUGGCGAAGAUCGGCCUGAGCGCGGAGGCGCAGUGCAUGAUGAGGAAGAUGCUGUCGCAGAAGGAAUCCAAUUAUAUUAGACUAAAACGGGCAAAAAUGGACAAAUCGAUGUUCACAAAGAUCAAACCGAUCGGUGUCGGUGCGUUUGGCGAGGUCACGCUUGUGAGGAAGCUCGAUACCAACCAGUUUUACGCGAUGAAGACUUUGCGUAAGGCCGACGUACUGAAUCGCAAUCAAGUCGCUCACGUGAAGGCCGAGCGUGAUAUACUAGCGGAAGCCGAUAACGAGUGGGUCGUCAAGCUCUAUUACUCAUUUCAGGAUAAGGAUAAUCUAUAUUUUGUAAUGGAUUACAUACCUGGCGGGGACUUGAUGUCGCUAUUGAUUAAACUCGGCAUCUUCAAGGAGCCACUAGCGCGAUUUUAUAUCGCCGAACUCACAUGUGCAGUUGAAAGUGUUCACAAAAUGGGAUUUAUUCAUAGAGACAUUAAACCAGAUAACAUUCUAAUCGAUCGCGAUGGUCAUAUCAAAUUGACUGACUUCGGCCUCUGCACGGGAUUUCGUUGGACUCACAAUUCUAAAUAUUACCAACAAAACGGCCAUGGUAAACAAGACUCAAUGGAUCCAGCUGACGAUUGGAAUAAUGAGUGUCAGUGCAUACAGUUAAAGCCAUUAGAACGUAGAAGACACCGGGAACAUCAGAGAUGUUUAGCGCAUUCUCUGGUUGGGACACCGAACUAUAUCGCCCCGGAGGUUCUACAGCGUACAGGAUACACACAGUUGUGUGAUUGGUGGAGUGUAGGAGUAAUCUUGUAUGAAAUGUUAGUUGGUUCUCCACCAUUUCUUGCCAAUACUCCUGCUGAAACUCAAUAUAAGGUUAUUAAUUGGGAGACAACACUUCAUAUACCGAAACAGGCAAAUCUUUCCCCGGAAAGUAUGGAUUUAAUCUUGAAACUCUGCGUUGGCGCUGAUCGUCGUUUAGGUAAAAACGCGAAUGAAGUUAAAAAUCAUCCGUUCUUCGCGAGUAUCGACUUUGAGAAGGGAUUACGGCGCCAAAUGGCCCCGCAUAUACCUCGUAUAGAGUAUCCGACUGACACAAGCAAUUUCGAUCCCGUGGAUCCGGAUAAGCUGCGCAAUUCUGAAUCGUCAGAUUCGAACAAAUCGGACGAAUUGCUGGAUAACGGAAAACCCUUUCACGGCUUCUUUGAGUUUACGUUCAGGCGCUUUUUCGACGAUGGUGGUGGUCCCGCAUAUCCCAGUCGAAUCAGCUUGGAUGACAAUGACAAUCAAGGUCCCGUCUAUGUAUGACAUUAGGCUAGGUUUACAGACAAUUCGCCGUCUGCCAUUUCCCAAUUUCAACAUUUGUCUAUCGAUGCAUUUUUGUUUGUCAUUUUAUUAAGAUGUCUAAGAUAUGAUUAGAUUUUAACAUAAUGAUUCUGCGUUCAAUAUCUCAUCUAUUUCCCGAAUUUAUAAAUCCAUAAGUCUGUUAUAAUGAAACGUUCUUCUUUUCUUACAAUGGAUUUCUCUACAAUAGACUAUAAUGGAUUUCACUAAUGAUCACAGUUCACUAAUUAAGAAUCCAAAGAGGUUUUAGGGUAUUUCUGCAAUUUUAAAAUUUUUCUUGAUAAAAGGCUUACUAAAUGAAGUUUUGUUGUUUACAGUAAGCAUGUUCACAAGAAUCAUAACAUUUUCUUUUUCUUUUUUUUUUAUAUUACUAGACUAGAAUUUUAGGGCUAUUCUACAAUACGUCACAAACGAUGGCAACUGCUAGUUUGAAAAGUGUUAUUUUCCGUUGCGCUUGUCAGUUGUGGUGGUCAAAAGAGAGUUGGCGAACUUUUAACUUUUUUAGCGUCGGCAACUGGCAAUCGGCAAUCAGAAAUAACACUUUUCAACUAGCAGUUGCCAUCGUUUGCGACGUAUUGUGGAAUGGCCCUUAAGGGAAUCCUGAAGUGACACAUAAAUUAUUGACAUUUACAAGUUCGAAUUUCCUUCUAAUUGGCUUUAUAUUGAAAAUUUAAUUACAUAUUUAAAGUACAGAAAUAAUGGACGUGACGGUAAAUUUAGACUAAGGCCGGUAUUCAUAGUCCAUUCUUAUUUUAAGAUCGUCUUAAGUAAUAUCUUAGAUGUUAAUACGGUUCUGAUUGGUUUGUGACAUCUUAAGGUAGUUGUAUCGCGACAGUAUUAGUCAAAAAUAAUGGUCACACUGCAAUACGAUAAUGUAUGAAAACUCUACUUAUCUGUGUAAAACUUUUGACUGAGCUUGUACUGUUUUUACUGUUUUCACUCGCGUCAGUAAUGUCAGUAUACCAGUAUGCUAUCGAGGUUAUUUUGAAUAAAUAGAAGAAAUAGAAGCGAAAAUGUCUGUUGAACGUUACAAAGGAAGAUUAAUUAAAAAAAAGUAUUAAAGAAAAGACUUAAAGCCUUAGCGGCAAUGUCUGAACUACAUAUAUAUCUAAUCUUCAUAUGCGCAGUGUUGCAAGAUCUUUACAGGUUAGCUGUCGUAUGCGUCCAUCGCUAUGAGAAAUUGUGUACUUUGUGUAACAAUAGCUUCAAAACUAAAUAGAUAAGGGUCUUGUACUUUUGUAAGAAUAUUUUUACAAGUCUCUUUUGUCAUCUCUUUGUUUUUCAUUAAACUCCUAUGAGUAGUUUGAUCGCUACAAUUACAAACGUGAUAUAGGAAGCCGUUUUCGUCCUACGAUACAUGUAAAAAGUGCUAAGUUUGAUUUCCAUUAUUUCAACUUUGGUAUAGUCAAGCUUUUUCUACUUGCACGUGUGUGUAGAGCGUGUUUGCAUUAAUAUGCUGUUCAAAUUUUAAAAGAUUCUUAUGAAAAUGGGUUUUGUGAUACAACUACCUUAAGAUUGUACAUAAGACAAUCUUAAAUAUAAGAACCGACUAUGAAUAUCGACCUAAGAAUU